GCUGAAAAGCAGUUGACGUAAUCUCUUCGGUAAAUCAAGGCAAUCCAUCGAUUUCCAUUCUCGCACGGUCGCAGAUGGGCGGCCGCUUUUUUCCCGUGGCUUUGGAAAAAAAAUAACAAAAAAAACGAGAUAGUCGCACAGAGCCACCGUGCUCAUAUUUUUACAUAUCCAUCGGGCGGAAGAUACCGCUAUAAUGGGUGUUUUCCACGGAAGCGGACACUGUAGCAAAAUACGUGUGUUCAGAUUCUGAUUAAACAAGGCAACAACAUCCCGACCGCCCGCAAGCUAACAUUAGUUCCCGGUGGUGCUGCCUGGGGCAGAGUGACCAAACGAGGGAUAUAAAAACGAUCAUACUUGGAGUCCGACCCUAAGAGCAAGCAUGUCUGGGGCAUCUGUAAAAGUUGCUGUUCGAGUUCGACCCUUCAACUCCAGGGAAAUAGGAAAGGAGUCAAAAUGUAUCAUUCAGAUGCAAGGCAACACUACAACUAUCCUCAAUCCCAAAGCCCCCAAAGAACCUCCAAAAACAUUUAGUUUUGAUUACUCCUACUGGUCACACACCACGCCAGAGGACCCCUGCUUUGCAUCGCAGAACCGUGUGUACAAGGACAUUGGGAAGGAAAUGCUGGAGCAUGCCUUUGAGGGCUACAACGUCUGCAUAUUUGCUUACGGCCAGACUGGAGCUGGCAAAUCCUACACUAUGAUGGGCAAACAGGAGGAGGGACAGGAAGGCAUCAUUCCCAUGCUUUGUGAAGAUCUGUUUGAGAAAAUCAAUGAAGACUGCAACAAAGAGGAGCUCUCCUACUCAGUAGAGGUGAGUUACAUGGAGAUCUACUGUGAAAGGGUGAGAGAUUUGCUCAAUCCUAAGAACAAAGGGAACCUGAGGGUACGAGAGCAUCCGCUGCUAGGUCCCUACGUGGAGGACCUGUCCAAGCUAGCGGUCACAUCCUACACAGACAUCGCUGAUUUAAUGGAUGCAGGAAACAAAGCAAGAACGGUUGCUGCUACAAACAUGAAUGAGACCAGCAGCAGGUCUCAUGCCGUUUUUACCAUCGUCUUCACGCAGAAGAAACAUGACAGUGAGACGGACCUCACCACAGAAAAGGUCAGUAAAAUUAGUCUGGUAGACUUGGCAGGAAGUGAGCGUGCAGAUUCCACUGGAGCUAAAGGUACCAGACUAAAGGAGGGAGCAAACAUCAACAAAUCUCUUACUACUUUAGGGAAGGUCAUCUCUGCCUUGGCUGAAGUGGAUAACUGUACCAGCAAGAGCAAGAAAAAGAAAAAGACAGACUUCAUCCCUUACAGAGACUCUGUCCUGACCUGGCUGCUGAGGGAAAACCUCGGUGGAAACUCCAGAACAGCCAUGGUAGCUGCCCUCAGUCCUGCAGAUAUCAACUAUGAUGAAACCCUCAGUACACUGCGCUAUGCUGACCGAGCCAAGAACAUCAAAUGUAACGCCGUUAUCAAUGAGGAUCCCAAUAACAAGUUGGUGCGUGAUCUGAAGGACGAAGUGGCUCGACUAAAGGAGCUGCUCCGCGCCCAGGGCCUUGGAGACAUCCUGGACAUUGAUCCAAUGGGGGAUGAUUACCCAGGAAGUGGAAUCAAAUACCUCAAAGACAUUCAGAACAAUAAGAAUAGAUACUUGAUAGCUUCAGAGAACCAACGCCCUGGCCAUUUCUCCACAGCCCCUAUUGGUUCGCUGACAGCCUCUCCAUCCUCUGGCGCACUGUGCAACCAGGGGGGUCUUCAAUCAGUCACCAGUAUCCAGGAACGCAUCAUGUCUACGCCUGGAGGAGAGGAGGCCAUUGAAAGGCUCAAGGAGUCAGAAAAGAUCAUUGCUGAGCUCAAUGAAACCUGGGAGGAGAAACUACGGAAGACAGAAGCAAUCCGAAUGGAGAGGGAGGCUCUGCUUGCAGAGAUGGGCGUGGCAAUCCGUGAAGAUGGAGGCACUUUGGGGGUGUUCUCUCCUAAAAAGCUUAGCCAUGAUGGUCCAUUAGAUGAGCAAUUUGAUUGCUUUUCUACCAAGAAGCAUUUCAGAGAGAGGCCUUGUGAUCUCUAUACAGACUUUAAUGGGGUGUUUUCCCCUAAAAAGACUCCACAUUUGGUCAACCUGAACGAGGACCCUCUAAUGUCUGAGUGUCUGCUCUACUAUAUCAAAGAUGGGAUUACAAGAGUGGGUCAGGCCGAUGCUGAGCGAAGGCAAGACAUUGUUUUAAGUGGAGCUCACAUAAAGGAAGAACACUGCAUUUUUCGAAGCGAAAGGAAUGCCAACGGAGAUGUUAUUGUCCUGUUGGUGCCAUGCGAGGGAUCUGAAACCUAUGUCAACGGCAAACGUGUUGAGGAAGCAAUCCAGCUUCGUUCAGGCAACCGCAUCAUAAUGGGAAAGAACCACGUGUUCCGAUUCAACCACCCAGAGCAGGCCCGAGCUGAACGGGAGAAAACUCCAUCAGCUGAAACCCCCGUAGAGCCUGUGGACUGGACGUUUGCCCAGCGAGAACUUCUGGAGAAACAGGGCAUCGACAUGAAGCAGGAAAUGGAGAAAAGGCUCACUGAGAUGGAAAUCUUGUACAAAAAGGAGAAGGAAGAAGCAGACCAGCUUCUGGAGCAGCAGCGACUGGUUUACGAGAGCAAACUUCAGGAGCUUCAGAAACAGGUGGAAACACGCUCUCUGGUAGCAGAGACGCCGGACGAGGAGGAGCUGGAGGAGGAAGAAGAGGAGGAAGAACCUAAAUUACUGGGAUUGCCGUGGAUUCAGCAUGAGUUUGAGCUGGCUCAGUGGGCCUUCAGGAAGUGGAGGUACCAUCAGUUCACCUCUCUGCGCGACCAGCUGUGGGGGAACGCUGUGUACUUGAAGGAGGCCAACGCCAUCAGUGUGGAGCUGAAGAAAAAAGUCCAGUUCCAGUUCGUCCUGCUGACUGACACGCUGUACUCCCCUCUGCCCCCGGAGCUUCUGCCCCAAGAGCCGGAGAAGGAACGCAACCCGAGACCUUUCCCUCGUACUGUGGUUGCUGUGGAGGUUCAGGACCUGAAGAAUGGAGCCACACACUACUGGUCCCUGGAAAAACUCAAGCAGAGGCUGGAACAAAUGAGAGAGAUGUACGACCGUGCCGGAGAAAUGGCCUCCACUGAUCAGGACGCUGAUGGAGAGGGAACGCUGACUGGAAACGACCCGUUCUACGACCGUUUCCACUGGUUUAAGCUGGUGGGCAGCAGUUCUCCCAUCUUUAACGGCUGCGUCAACGAGCACCUGGCCGACCGCACGCCCUCUCCCACCUUCUCCACCUCUGACUCGGAGAUUACCGAGCUGGCGGACGAGCGCCAGAGCGAGAUGUCCGACUUCAUGGACGACGAGGCGUUUGUGGACGACACAAGCUCGGACGCCGGCACCGAGGAGGGCUCUGACAUCUUCAGUGAUGGCCAGGACCCCUUCUACGACCGCUCCCCCUGGUUCAUCCUGGUGGGAAGAGCUUUUGUGUACCUGAGCAACCUGCUGUACCCGGUGCCGCUCGUCCACCGUGUUGCCAUAGUUACAGAAAAGGGCGAGGUGCGAGGCUUCCUGCGUGUGGGGGUCCAGGCUAUAGCUGCUGACGAGGAGGCCCCAGAUUACGGGUCAGGGGUAAGACAGUCGGGGACUGCCAAGAUUUCCUUUGAUGAUGAAUACUUCAAAAAGAACGACUUUCCCUCUACGGUUAUGACUCGCUCUGGGUUGUCCCUGGAGGAGCUGCGUAUUGUGGAGGGUCAGGGUCAGAGCUCAGAGGUCAUCACACCCUCCGAGGAGCUCAACAGAAUCAACGACAUGGACCUUAAGCUGGGCAACAUCUCAGACAGCAAGCUGAGUCACAUUGACGGACUGGCAGGCCAGCUGGAGGUAGGGAGCAUCUUCACCUUCCGUGUUACUGUCCUCCAGGCCAGCGGCAUCCCACCCGAGUAUGCAGACAUCUUUUGCCAAUUCAAUUUCCUUCAUCGCCACGACGAGGCUUUUUCAACUGAGCCACUGAAGAACACCGGCAAAGGAGCUCCUCUGGGCUUUUACCACGUUCAGAAUGUUUCAGUGGAGGUCACGGAGUCCUUUAUUGAGUACAUUAAGAGCAAGCCCAUCGUGUUUGAGGUGUUUGGCCACUAUCAGCAGCACCCGCUGCAUAUCCUUGGCCAGGACCUGAUCAGGCCUCCAACACCAUCAAGGAAAUACUAUCCUAUACCUAUGCCUCUGUCUAAACCAGACCACACCCGUAAGAUCGAGUUGAUCCACUACUUGGUGAGCGGCUAUGUUAACAGCAAAGUGCUGGAUAGGCUGUCCGAGCACGCCAACGCCCUCGCCUCCUCUGCUGUGGCCAGCCUGGAGGACGAAGCUGAGCAGCUCUCACACUUCCCGUUCCUUUCUGCACUCCAUGACCCCGUGUUCACUGUACCUAAGCACCACGUUCCAGCCACCAAGCUGAACACCAUCACCAAGUCGAACCUGGGUCAGUGUGUCAGCAAGUACGACCUGCUCGUCUGGUUCGAGAUAAGUGAACUGGAGCCUACUGGAGAGUACAUCCCAGCUAUAGUGGAUCACAGUGCCGGAUUGCCCUGUCAUGGCACCUAUCUUCUGCACCAGGGAAUCCAGCGAAGGAUCACAGUGACCCUCAUACACGAGAAAGGCAGUGAACUUCACUGGAAGGAUGUUCGUGAGCUGGUUGUAGGUCGUAUCAGGAACAAGGCUGAGGUGGAUGAUGGUGCAGCUGAUGCCGUCCUGUCCCUCAACAUCAUUUCUGCCAAGAACAUCAAGUCAUCCCACAACACUAACAGGCUUUCUAUUGAUAAGGAUAUUGAUAGAACCUUCUAUCGUUUUGAAGCGGUGUGGGACAGCUCCCUCCACAACUCCCUCCUGCUCAACCGGGUCACUCCUUACGGAGAGAAGAUCUACAUGACUCUGUCCGCAUAUCUAGAGCUGGACCACUGCAUCCAGCCCGCCAUCAUCACUAAAGACGUCUCUAUGGUGUUCUACUCCCGGGACGCCAAAAUCUCUCCUCCCCGUUCGCUCAGGAACCUUUUUGGGAGUGGCUACUCCAAAACUCCUGACUGCAAUCGUGUCACCGGUAUCUAUGAGCUGAGCCUGUGCAAGAUGUCUGACACUGGAAGCCCUGGGAUGCAGCGAAGGAGAAGGAAGGUUCUGGAUACUUCAGUGGCUUAUGUAAGAGGAGAGGAGAAUCUGGCCGGAUGGAGACCCAGAGGAGACAGCUUGAUCCUGGAGCACCAGUGGGAGCUGGAGAAACUAGAGCAGCUGCAUGAGGUGGAGAAGACCCGCCACCUCCUUCUGUUGAGGGAGAAGCUGGGAGAGGCUCCAGUGGGAACCACUCCUACCACCAAGUCCCUGAGCGAGUGUCUGUCCCCCAGCAUGAGCACAGGCACGCUCUCCACCUCCACCUCCAUCUCCUCCCAGAUCUCCAGCGCCACUUGCGAAAGCGCCAUCACCCCCAGCGAGAGCAGCGGCUACGACUCUGCGGACAUUGAGAGCUUGGUGGAUCACGAGAAGGAGCUCGCCUCCAAGUGUCUGCGCCUGCUGACGCACACCUUCAACAGCGAAUACAGCGAGGUGGUGAACAGCAUCAGUGACUGUAAGCUGUCCGACAUCUCUCCCUUGGGACGAGACCCAUCGGUGACCAGCCUGAGCAGCGCCACCCUCACCCCCUCCUCCACCUGCCCCUCCCUGGCUGACUCGCGCUGCAGCUCCUUAGACCAAAAAACUCCAGAGAACAGCUCCCGUGCCUCCAGUCCUUCCUGCUCAGACUAUGAGAACUUCCCAAUGGUUCCCACGCUGGAGAUGUCCUACCUUGCUCGGGCUGGAAAGAACGAGUUCUUAAACCUGGUGCCUGAUAUUGAGGAAAUGAGGCCGGGGUCUGUGGUGUCUAAGAAAGGUUUUCUCAGCUUCAUGGAGCCGCGCUCCAACACGUGGGUAAAGCACUUCGUGGUCGUUCGCCGCCCGUACGUUUUCAUCUACAACAGUGACAAGGACCCAGUGGAGCGCGGCGUUCUCAACCUGUCCACAGCCCAGGUGGAAUACAGCGAAGACCAGCAGGCCAUGCUCAAGACUCCCAACACAUUUGCAGUGUGCACAAAGCAUCGAGGAAUCCUCCUGCAGGCCAACAAUGAGAAAGAUCUGAACGACUGGCUGUACGCAUUUAACCCCCUGCUAGCAGGGACGAUAAGGUCGAAGCUGGCGAGGAGGCGCAGCGGCCUGAUGAAGAACUGAGUGACGCAGGCCUCCCAUGGCUCCUGCUCCCUCCAUGCAGCCUUUGAACAUACAAAGUGUUAAAACUUAUUAAUCAUUGUGAGUCUUAAAAGGUUUCCUCUUGUAAGUAGACCUGUGGCUUAAGUCUCUACUUUUCAUGCGACUAAAAGUUUCAACUCCGUUGAACUUUGCUUCCCUCCAGCAACCCGAGCUCUUCUUCUCCUCCCCCUUCGGCUUUUUGUGUUUAAAACUUUUACGUCUCGAUUUCUUUCUGCUUUGUCGUCACCCCUGAACUUCCUGACUUGAAGCAUGUUGUAGUAGUCUACUUGUGUGUGCACGGCUCUCCAAAAACAUUUAUUUUUAGUUUGCCAAACAUCUCUCACAAAAACAAAAGAAACAAAAAAAGUCUCCUAUCAGUGUUACGUAACUCCCAAAAUAAGUUUAAUUUAAAUUUUAGUUUUUUGAUAAUAUGCUAGGAUAAGGGAGGCUGGAGAACACCAAGUUUGCUUACUGAUAAGGGAAAACAGAUUGAAAUUUUAGGUGAAAAUCUCCAAAUAUAUCAAAGGGAUUUAGUAGUUAAUACUCUGUAACAUUAACUAUUGCUUUUCCAUAUUGGACUUAAAGAGAAAUGCAUCAGGCUUCAAAUAAGAAACUUAAGAUUUCAUGUAAAAUCUAGUCGAGCUCAGCCCAAAUCCUCCGUUUGAUGUUAGAUCCCACUCCUCAGCCUCUGUACAUACACGCCAAGAUAGUGCCAGUGUCAGUUUGUGCAUUUGUUCAAACAUAAAAAAAAAAGAAAAAAAAAGAAAUCUUGCUAACUGGAUAAAAAUAAGCAAAAAUGUACAUUCUUUGUACUGAUAGUUGCUGCAGGAAUAAACAUUUUUCCAUUUUGUAUUCCACCAUAAGAGAAGGACUGGAGGAUAUGAGGGAGGAAAUACAGGAGCGAAAGAUGCUCCAGAGGGAAAGUUAUUCCUAAAGGUGUUCCUCUGGGAUGGCAGUGAUAUUCAGAUCCUGUUUAAGGCAGUUCUCUCUGCUUCUAUAGCAAAAAUAAACCCAAACUUUAUUACCUGACUGUCGCAUAUGUAUGAAACUAAAAACUGGUGAGACAUUAAAAAGUUGCUGAGAUACAAGAGUGCUGAAGCUGCUGUAGCUUAAGGAUGGAUCAAGAAACAUUCCCCUUAUUGGGUAAAACCUCUAAAAUGAAGUAUUUGUUAAUUUCAGCACCAACAAUCAUGACCACUUCUUUAUUUUUUCUUCAGGUUCCUGAAUUUAAACUUCUCCAACUCUAACACUCUUUCUACAACUUUUGUUCCUCAGUAUUUACUGUUAUUUGAAAUGUAAAAAAGGGCAUUUAUUUGUUGAUUUUUGUUUUUAACCAGCAUUUAUUGGUGUUGCACCUUUGUUUUUUUGCACAUUAACUCAUAUCUAUUGCAAGGCAGAUCAUGCAGGAUUAUGUCUGAGCUUCAGGAACAAGGAUGAGUGAGCAUAUCGGAGUUACACUGGACGAAAACCUUAAAAGGACGUGGAGGAGGGUGAAAAUGUUUGCCCUGCACUUGAUGCUGAUGAGGCGCCUCUGUCUCUGCACUCGUUCGCUGCACAGAAGGGCAUUAUUAAACUCUGGCCAACCAACCAGCAGAUUGCCCCCUGCUCACCUCACACGAGAGCCGACACGGAGAUGCCUUCAUUAGUUUAUUUUAUAGUAGAAUAUUUGCUUGUCAAAGGACCCAGAGGUCAGGAAACCUGCUGGUCAGAGAGUCGUUAAAGAGCCCAUACUGGAAUCUAAACCCUGCAUCUAUGCAUUCGUUAGGUUAAAAAUACAAGGACACCAGAGCAAACAUUUUCACACACAGUGGCUCCUUUGCAGAAGUAUAUUAUUAUUGUUUGUGUUUAUGGUUUAUAAAUGUACAUAUUAGUUUGCAGCUCUUUGCACAUAUUAAUAAAAGGUUCAACUAACUGAUUAAAUAAAGUCUGUGCGGUUUAGUUGUUCUGCUCAUAAUUAACCAAAUGAAGGUUGGCAGCCUGAGCUGAGAGAGAGUUGAAUGUACGAUUUAAGAUGUUUGGUUGUUUUUAACUAUUUAAUUUGAAGGGACCAGAGAUGUAACCCGCUGCACCUUUUUUUUUUUUUUUCAUGAGGAUAUGAGCAAUAGUAGCGCUUCCUCCUGAUCAGAAAGUAGUUUUUUUAUUUUUUUUAUUAUGAGGAAACAUUUACCAACUACCCACGAUGCCCAGGUGUCUGAAAUCUAAUAAAAGGGUGAAUUUAUUAGUUUAUUUAAUCUAAUAUCAGGGAAUAUAACACAUCAUAGCUAUAGACUGAAAUUAUAUUAGAACACUUUAAUGUGACUUUAAAUUUUCCGUUGAUGCCUUUCAAACUAAACUAGUCGUGAUUUUUCUCAUCAGCCCCCCCACCCUCCUCAUCUGACAGUAUCUUUGGGAUUCUUGGAUUAAAAAAAAUAAAAGGACAAGACCUGAACAUUUUACCGUUGUACAUUAUUUAGACUGGUUUCAUUUUCAUACUUAUUUUGUAAAUAUCUAUGUUGUAUGGAGCUUGAACUAAAAUGUAAAUAUGUUUACUGUAUUUGUAAUAAUUAUAAUCCAUCCGCUGUAUAGCAUAGAUGUGUAUCCUAACUCUCUGUCUGGUAAUCUUGCACCACUCAACUGUUUAGUGAAUGAGGCAACAAUAAAAAAAGAAAAUGUGCAAACUGCAUUACUACACA
Molecule: messenger RNA, 8919 nt
Organism: Cyprinodon tularosa
Lineage: Eukaryota; Metazoa; Chordata; Actinopteri; Cyprinodontiformes; Cyprinodontidae
Gene: kif1b
Product: kinesin family member 1B
Exons: 54
Coding region: 380-6229 (1949 amino acids)
Biological process (GO): microtubule-based movement
Molecular function (GO): ATP binding; microtubule motor activity; microtubule binding
Source: RefSeq, a predicted model, not a curated record